UGCUGCUCCAACACAACCCCGAGCUUCGCCAGCCGAAGACGCACUCCUCACGCACCCGGGCUCUCCAGGGCUUCCAGAUGUGUCCUUCUGAGCCUGCUGAGCGUCCAUCGCCCCCACAAACGCACGGCCCUCCCGUCGUCGCUCACAGCCCCUGGACCCUCACAGCCCCGGGCUCCCCAAACUCCCCCUCCCGGCUUCCCCCAGGACCCCCGAGUCCGGACGCGUCCUGGUGGCUCUCGCCGCCCCCUACCCUGGCCAGGCUACCUCUGCCCCUUUCUUCCUCGGAGGGUGCCGCUUACCUCUCCCCUCGCAGUCUCCUAGCUCUGACCCCCGAAGAUCACCCCUCAUCCUCCGGUCUCCGGACCCCCUAGCCUCGCCCCUCUCCGCCCAGGCCUUCAUUGCCCUCCUGUGCAGUCCCCUGAUCCCGCCCCCCUCCGUCUUCGCAGCUUCCCGAACCCCUCCCCAGCCUCUCCCCGCCCCGGCCGCCCUGGGCCUCAUUGGCCCUUCCGUCUCCCCAGUAACCGGACCACAACAGUGAGCUGGGAGCACCAGGUUCUCUGCCAGGAGCCCCACCCUCUUUAGCCAAGAUGCCUUUGGGACACUCGGCGGGGAGCAACCGCUCUGAGGACGGCAGCGAGGCCCUGCCGGAGGGCAUGGUGGACUGGGAGCUGAGCCGCCUGCAGAGACAGUGCAAGGUGAUGCAGGGAGAGCGACGCACCUACAACAAGGAGGUUCAGCAGCGCCUCAACAAGCAGCUCGAUGAGAUCCGGAACUUGGAGGGGCUCCGGGCCGAGCUGCAGGCGCAGAUCAGCGUGGCGCAGAGCCAGGUGAAGCGGCUGCAGGACAGCGAGCGGCUGGAGACCAUGGAGCGCCUGCUCAAGUGCCGGGCCCGGGUGCAGGCCGAGGUGAAGGAGCUGCAGGAGCAGACCAGGGCCCUGGACAAGGAGAUCCAGGAGUGGGAGACCCGUAUUCUGACCCAGAGCAAGGACGCUGCGGGCACAGGCUUCAUCCUGGACCAGAAGGUCAAGAUGCGGCGGAGGAUCAAGGUCCUGGAGAACCAGCUGGACAGGGUCACCUGUCACUUUGACGUCCAGCUGGUGCGGAACGCGACACUGCGGGAGGAGCUGGACCUGCUGCGCAUCGAGAGGAACCGCUACCUAGACGUGGACCGCCGACUGAGGAAGGAGAUGUGCUUGUUGCAGCACACUGUCAGCACGCUCAUCCUCUCCUCCACCUCGGCCUACGCCGUCAGGGAGGAAGCCAAGGUCAAGAUGGGCCUGCUGCGGGAGCGCGCCGACAAGGAGGUGGCGCAGAAUGAGACGGAGGCGCAGGCCCUGCGGCGGCAGAUCGCGCACCUGCAGCGCCUGCACCGCUUCCUCAAGCUCAAGAACGAUGACCGGCAGCCGGACCCCGCCAUCAUGGAGAAGCGCGAGAAACGGGCCCGGGAGGUGGCCGAGGGCCUCCGCAAGACUUCCCAAGAGAAGCUGGUGUUGCGCUACGAGGACGCCCUGAGCAAGCUGGCCCAGCUGACCGGGGAGAGCGAUCCCGACCUGCUGGUGCAGAAGUACCUGGAGAUGGAGGAGCACAACUUCGCUGAGUUCAACUUUAUCAACGAGCAGAACUGGGAGCUGCAGCGCCUGCAAGAGGAGAUCCACGAGAUGCAGGAGGCCCUGGUGACAGCGCGGGUCAGCGAGGCGGAGCGGCAGUCGCAGCAGGAGCAGGAGCGCCAGGAGCUGCAGCAGCGUGUGGAGCAGGUGCGCUCGCAGUGCGAGGACCUCGAAGCCCGCUUCCGGGAACUGCGCGGGCAGCUGGAGAAACUCAAGGCUGACAUCCGAAGCCUCUUCACCAAGGCCAACUGCGACCGCACUGCCAUCGAUGACCUCCUCGGGGCCAAGACGCACCUGCGGGACCGGGACCUGACCCUGUACCUGGGCAUCAUUGAGAAGCGGCUGGUGGAGCUCCUGACCGUCCAGGCCUUCCUGGACACGCAGGGCUAUACCUCCUUGGCCGAUGCUGCCCUGAUGGUGCUGGGCCAGAGCUUGGAGGACCCCCCCAAGAAGAUCAUCCCGUUGCAGCUCCCUGACAGCCUGGAGGACCCGCCAGGCCUGGUGGUCAAAGAUGACCACCCCAUGAGUAAGGAGGAGAUUCUGAGCCAAGUGGUGAAGUCGGUGGAGCAGCGGGAGCUGGCGCAGGAGCAGCUGCAGAAGGAGCUGGCAGAGGCCGUGAAGAGGGAGGAGAGCACCCCGAACCUCACCGGCGCCAGGAGCACCAGCUCCCGCCUCUCCCUGGGGCCCCCCAGGAAGCCUGACGGGGUCCCCAGCUCCAUCCUGACCCAGAGGACUAGCAGAAGCCGCGGUGGCGGCACAGGCUCUAUGAGCCGCGUCACUUUCGGCGUCACCGACUCCGGUCCGGGGCGCCUGUCCAGCGGCACCACCUUCCGGGAACGCAGCUCCAGCGCAGGCCCGGGGCCCCGGGCGUCCACCAGCGCUAGCGGCGCCCAGGCCUCCAGCCAGGCCUCGAGUCGGGGCCACGUGACCUUCAGGCCCGUCAGCCCCAGCAGCUACCUGGGCUCCACGGGCUAUGCAGAGUCCAGCCGUGGCCAGGGCAGCCACAGCCCCGGGUCUGAGCUGAGCAGAGGCCUCGGCUCCAGCCGGGACCAUGCGCCCAGCCCUGGCCGGGUCUCCAGCACUGGCCCCGGCUCCUCCAGCACCAGAGACCCCCGCUGCGACUUGUAGGGGCG
This is a messenger RNA of Ochotona princeps (American pika), 2740 nucleotides long. RefSeq names its product outer dynein arm docking complex subunit 1 (gene ODAD1). The transcript is spliced from 15 exons. Gene Ontology annotation, cellular component: axoneme. Gene Ontology annotation, biological process: outer dynein arm assembly; cilium movement. The coding region runs from base 588 to 2735 and encodes 715 amino acids. The record is from RefSeq and is a predicted model, not a curated record. NCBI's taxonomy places the organism in Eukaryota, Metazoa, Chordata, Mammalia, Lagomorpha, Ochotonidae.